AUGAUGCUCCGCAGCCCCGACCUCUACUCCAUCGGAUGGAUCGCUACCCUGCCCAUCAAGCGCGCAGCAGCAACGGCUUUACUCAACCAGCGCCAUGAACCUCCCGCCGGCUUCGAGCAGCAUCAGUCCGACACGAAUUCGUACACAUGGGGCAGAAUGGGCGAGCAUAACGUGGUCAUAGCCUCGCUUCCUGCCGGCAUGCCCGGAAACACUUCCGCAGCCACCAUCGUCUCGAACCUCCUCUCAUCUCUACUACAAAUUCGAAUCGGUCUGCUCGUCGGCAUCGGUGGCGGCAUUGCUCGACCAGACCAAGACCGGGAUAUCCGGCUCGGUGAUGUCGUCGUUAGCCAGCCCAAGGGAACCCACGGAGGCGUCGUCCAGUAUGGCUGA
Messenger RNA from Hirsutella rhossiliensis, 390 nucleotides. RefSeq lists its product as uncharacterized. Gene Ontology annotation, biological process: nucleoside metabolic process. The coding region runs from base 1 to 390 and encodes 129 amino acids. The record is from RefSeq and is a predicted model, not a curated record. The transcript has a single exon. Gene Ontology annotation, molecular function: catalytic activity. Lineage: Eukaryota; Fungi; Ascomycota; Sordariomycetes; Hypocreales; Ophiocordycipitaceae.